CAUUUUGGCAAAACUUUGCGGGUAAAUACUCACUCUCAUCUUGGUUCUUCUUGUGUUAACCCUAAAAGAUAGUGUCACUUGUCAGGCGCGGCAGCCUUGCUCUCCACCACGAUUCCACGACCUCCACGCCACCACGGUCCCAGUCGGCGCCGGUGCAGUGCGGAGUCGCGACCUCGCUCCCGUCGUCACUCACAGUCGCUGGCGAUUUGGGUUGGGUUGGGUUGUGAGAACGGGUAAAAUGGAGGCAGAGGUGGUGGAGGCAGAGCUUGUGUUGCCAAGCUACCUCAGUUUCAAGAGAAUUCAAAUGUAUGAGAAAUACCCAAAAGGCCAAGCCAGAGGCAGGCAUUGGAAACAUCUUAAGCAGAUUAUCCAAGCUGAGAAUUACCAGAAUUACCCUCCUGAUGAACCAAAUUAUGCUAAUAUUGAGUCACCCCCAUCUAUGCACCCCUGCAAGAGAAUUUGUGAUAUUACAGGCUUUGAGGCACCUUACCAUGAUCCUAGGACUAAUCUUAGGUAUGCAAAUGCUGAAGUUUUCAAAAUCAUCAGAUCGCUUCCUAAUGAGUAUGUUCAAAGAUACCUAUCUCUAAGGAAUGCAGCAAUCGUUCUGAAGUAGUCGUGUCACUUUCCUCACCUCUGAACUCAAUUCCUAUUCCUUCGAGUUUCUUUUAUCAAUUUGUGAAUAAAAUCUUUUAGAAUGUGAAUUAGAUGUACUCUUUAAGACAUUCUUAACUCAUCUAGUGUCGGUCUGUCACCAACUGUCUUGUAUGAUAAUUAGUUGAUUGCAAGAUUUGUAUUGAUAAAUAACGAUAACGGUUGCCAAUCAAUAAUGUUGCAUGUACACAAACUAGUAUUU
Glycine soja is the source of this 853-nucleotide messenger RNA. Its product is annotated as chromatin-remodeling complex subunit ies6. The record is from RefSeq and is a predicted model, not a curated record. The transcript is spliced from 4 exons. NCBI's taxonomy places the organism in Eukaryota, Viridiplantae, Streptophyta, Magnoliopsida, Fabales, Fabaceae. Gene Ontology annotation, cellular component: Ino80 complex. Bases 239 to 613 code for a protein of 124 amino acids. Gene Ontology annotation, biological process: chromatin remodeling.